UACCGCACAACGUACAACAGCCUGCUGACCAACCACACAGCGGAUUCUCCAAUGAUGUCAGUGGUUACAGUCUGCUCUCUUCUGCUCCUGUGCUGCACUGCUGCCUUAUUCUCACCUGCCAAAAGUUACCUACUAGAGCCCUGUGAGCUGGUCAACGAGACCGUGUCAGUGGAGAAAGAAGGCUGUCCGAAAUGCUUGGUAUUUCAAACCACUAUUUGCAGUGGACACUGCCUCACCAAGGAGCCGGUGUACAAGAGCCCAUUCUCCACUAUCUAUCAGCAUGUGUGCACUUACAGAGAUGUCCGUUAUGAAACCAUCCGCCUGCCUGACUGCCCUCCUGGUGUGGACCCCCAUGUCACAUAUCCUGUUGCUCUCAGCUGUGACUGCUCUCUGUGCACCAUGGACACCUCUGACUGUACAAUUGAGAGUCUGAAGCCAGAUUAUUGCAUGACACAGAGAGAGAUUGUAUUUGAUUACUGAACAUUGACCAGUAAAUGUGUAGUUUUUAUGUAUUUGCAUACAAAUAGAUGCAAGCAAUAUAAAUUCAAUAAGACAAUUUUAUUUCAUGUUCGACCAUAUUCUAAACUUACUACUGUAAUAGGUAAAUCCAGUACUAACUGUAAAGCUUUAAUGAAAUCUACCAAUUUCUUGU
Messenger RNA from Electrophorus electricus (electric eel), 652 nucleotides. It is a transcript of the gene lhb, whose product is annotated as luteinizing hormone subunit beta. The record is from RefSeq and is a predicted model, not a curated record. Gene Ontology annotation, cellular component: cytoplasm; extracellular region. NCBI's taxonomy places the organism in Eukaryota, Metazoa, Chordata, Actinopteri, Gymnotiformes, Gymnotidae. Gene Ontology annotation, molecular function: hormone activity. Gene Ontology annotation, biological process: G protein-coupled receptor signaling pathway.